AGCGCAUGCGCAGUAGGGCGCAGAGAGGCCGUAUCCCUCCGCCGAGCCCCCCUUUUGUCGGGGCUAUUUGUGUAAUAAGAUAAUCCCGCACCCCGAUGAUGUCCCUGGUAGAUUUGGGAAAGAAGCUUUUAGAAGCUGCACGAGCAGGUCAAGAUGAUGAAGUUCGCAUUUUGAUGGCCAAUGGAGCACCUUUCACCACAGACUGGUUGGGAACAUCUCCACUUCAUUUAGCAGCGCAGUAUGGACACUAUUCAACAACAGAAGUGUUACUUCGAGCAGGUGUGAGUCGCGAUGCCAGAACCAAAGUGGACAGAACUCCAUUACAUAUGGCAGCGUCUGAAGGCCAUGCAAGCAUAGUAGAAGUCUUACUUAAGCAUGGGGCUGACGUUAAUGCAAAGGACAUGCUAAAGAUGACUGCACUUCACUGGGCUACUGAACACAAUCAUCAAGAGGUGGUGGAACUCUUAAUAAAAUAUGGAGCAGAUGUCCAUGUUCAAAGUAAAUUUUGCAAAACUGCAUUAGACAUUGCAAUAGACAAUGGAAAUGAAGAUUUAGCAGAAAUAUUACAGAUUGCAAUGCAGAACCAAAUCAAUACAAAUCCAGAGAGUCCAGACACUGUGACAAUACAUGCAGCAACACCACAGUUUAUCAUUGGACCUGGAGGGGUGGUGAACCUAACAGAUGAAACAGGAGUAUCUGCUGUACAGUUUGGAAAUUCCUCCACUUCUGUAUUAGCUACAUUAGCAGCUUUAGCAGAAGCAUCAGCACCACUGUCCAACUCUUCAGAAACACCAGUUGUGGCCACAGAAGAAGUUGUGACUGCCGAAUCAGUGGAUGGUGCAAUCCAGCAAGUCGUCAGUUCUGGAGGUCAACAAGUUAUUACUAUAGUUACAGAUGGCAUUCAGCUUGGUAACCUCCAUUCCAUUCCAACGAGCGGAAUAGGUCAGCCAAUCAUUGUGACUAUGCCAGAUGGGCAGCAAGUAUUAACAGUACCAGCAACAGACAUUGCUGAAGAAACUGUGAUCAGUGAAGAACCACCAGUCAAGAGGCAGUGCAUUGAGAUUGUUGAGAAUCGUGUGGAGUCUGCAGAAAUAGAAUGCCUUCAGCUUUUACAGGAGAGAGAAACUCUACAGAAACAGUUGGAUGAGGCAAAUCGAGAAGCACAAAAGUAUCGCCAGCAGCUUCUAAAAAAAGAGCAAGAAGCAGAGGCCUACCGGCAGAAAUUAGAGGCAAUGACCCGCCUCCAGACUAAUAAAGAAGCUGUUUGAGUAUCAAAAUGGACACACUGCAAAGUCUGUUACUUUCAGUCAAGAAAACUGCAGUACAAUCUUGAACUGUACUCUGGAUAGGUGCAGAAAUGAGAUUACCUGAUAAAGAAGAUGCUACACAUUGAUAACUGGACUUAAGCCAUGAGCUCUGCUGAUUUGUAACAUAAAAACUCUGAAUUUAGAAAUUGUGAAAAGUAUUUAAAAUUAAAUACUGUAAAUAGUUGUUUUUUUUACAGUUCCAAAAUGAGUUGAUAAAUCUUUUUGAAGGGAUCCAGAAACACAAGAAGCCAAUGUUUUUGUGAAAUUUUUGAUUUUAGUAUGAAUCUAAUUUCUGAAAAACAGAACAGUUUUAAGGGUGAUAUUGCUGAUUUAGAAUGAAAACUUGAAAAUGAAUUAUGUGACAAAAUGAAUAGUUAUUUCUAUAAGGUAACAACAUAAACCUCUAUCUGAAUAAGACAUUUCCUGAUGGAAAUCUUUGUACAGCUUUAAGUAGUUGUCUCAGUUUAUCUGAAAACUCCUUUUUUUUAGAAAGUGAAAUUUUUAUAUUUAAUUUCAGAUAUAUCCGAGUAGAUUUACAUGUAUAUGAAGCUAAUAUUUUUUAAACUUUUCAGUUUGUACAUAUUCUGCAUGUUUUUAUAAUUUCUAUCCAUAUAUCCUGCAUAGGUAUUUUUCAGCAAACAGAAGAAAAAUAAUGAGAAACAUGUUUAGCCCUAGGGGUCAUUUGAAGUAAGCAAGCUAGCAGCCAGUUUUAUUGUGAAUGAUAUAUUUCUUGAAAGAAUGUAUUUUGUGAAAAUAAAUCUUAAUUUACUCAAUACAGACCAUUUAACUUUCUGAUAGUGGAAGCGUUGACACUUCAUUUCUGUGAAUCUCAUAUCUUUCAUGAGCAAACUUUUAAAGUACAGAAAUAUGAAAGAAUGUUUCCACUAGACAACAAAUAGCAGCUUCUUUUUUUUUUUAAAUAUUCUUUUCUGUUUCCGUGGUAAACUUGCUAUUACCUCAGUGAUAUAUUUUACAUACAAACUUUUUCAUUUAAAUUAUGCAAUCGGAUGAGAAAGUUUUGUGUUGUAGUGAUGCUUUUCUUACCUGGCAUCAUUGCUCUUCACUGUGAUACUGUGUUUGUGUCUGCUGGUGCAGUGAUUUCUUCUAUUAUACUCUGCAUUUAUAUAUUGCUUUUUCACUUUCAAAACACUGUAAAAUUGUUGCAGAAUUUAUCCUCACUGUAUGCCUGAGGCAGGUAAGUAAGUGUUCUUGUCCCGAUUUUACAGCCAUCUUAAGUGGGACUCUCAGAGAGAUUUUUAAGUGACUUGCCCAGGGCCACCUGAAUCAGUGGCAGACUCAAGAAUUGAACUUGGGGCUUCUGGCUCCUAGUUCUGUGUUUAGACUCUGCUGCCUUAAGACUGUUCAGUGCUGUUAUGACAUUAGCUUUUGAACUAAUGUGCAGAUCUCUUUUUCCUUUUUUUUGUAAAGUAUAACUUGUCUUUUAUUUGUGCUUUGCUUUUGUCUUUCCACGUUUCACAGCUUUUAUUAAAUUGUUUAUUGAAACAUAAAAUGUCUAGUUUACCUAUACUGUAUUCAAAUGAAUUGCCCUUAAAACUGUACUCUGGACUACUUUUUCUAUUUUACAAUUAAAUAUCUUUUCCACAUA
This is a messenger RNA of Gavialis gangeticus (Gharial), 2913 nucleotides long. RefSeq names its product GA binding protein transcription factor beta subunit 1 (gene GABPB1). Bases 96 to 1268 code for a protein of 390 amino acids. The transcript has 10 exons. Lineage: Eukaryota; Metazoa; Chordata; Crocodylia; Gavialidae. The record is from RefSeq and is a predicted model, not a curated record. Gene Ontology annotation, biological process: positive regulation of transcription by RNA polymerase II. Gene Ontology annotation, cellular component: nucleus. Gene Ontology annotation, molecular function: protein binding; transcription cis-regulatory region binding.